This is a messenger RNA of Abrus precatorius (Indian licorice), 321 nucleotides long. Its product is annotated as protein CLAVATA 3. Gene Ontology annotation, molecular function: receptor serine/threonine kinase binding. The record is from RefSeq and is a predicted model, not a curated record. Bases 1 to 321 code for a protein of 106 amino acids. The transcript is spliced from 3 exons. Lineage: Eukaryota; Viridiplantae; Streptophyta; Magnoliopsida; Fabales; Fabaceae.
AUGGGGUCUAAAUUGAUCUUUACCUCUGUUGUUUUGCUCAUGCUUUUGUUGUGCUUGCUUCUUAUGAGGGACUCUUCUGACUGCAGUGUAUCGUAUGAAUGCAUUGGUGCUAAUGCAGUUGAUCUUAAGAAGAUUCGAAAUAGGAAGAUGUUGUCUGCUUUGAAGGAUAAGAAAACUACUUUGAAUGUUAGUCUUCAAGGAUCAUCUAGCUUCAAGUAUGGUGGUGAAAAGUCACUGAGUUGGGAGUUGAGGAAGGUUCCUUCGGGUCCAGACCCGCUGCAUCAUAACGGUGGAAACCCCAAGAAGCCUCAAACCCCUUAA